CCACAGCUUGACUCAGCUGCAUGAAAUAUGGGUGACGACAGGCCGUUUGUGUGCAAUGCCCCCGGCUGCGGACAGGCUCACGGAGGUGUCGGCUCGUCCCUCCUCUAGCAGAAGGAUGCUGCCACUGAAACCAGCUUUCCAGAAGCGCUCAGUAACCGGAGCUGCCGUGGCCACCUUCGAGCUGCACCGACUCGGUGCCUCGGCUGCUUCCAGAGACUCGGUGGGAGCAACUGGGCUCUGAGCUCUUCUGAAACCUGGCCUGGCGAGCCCUGCCAUAGGGGGAACGCUCCAAGAGGAAACAGGUCCAAAAUCUGUGUGUGUCAUCUCUUAGGUUUACAAACGAAGACCACCUGGCUGUUCAUAAACACAAGCAUGAGAUGACAUUGAAAUUCGGCCCCGCUCGGACCGACUCAGUCAUCAUCGCAGAUCAGACUCCGACCCCGACUCGGUUCUUGAAGAACUGUGAAGAAGUGGGACUCUUCAAUGAACUGGCCAGCUCCUUUGAGCACGAGUUCAAGAAAGCUGCAGAGGAUGAUGAGAAAAAGAGUGCUGGAGCCCUGGACAUGUCUCUGCCCUCCACCCCGGACAUCAAGAUAAAGGAGGAGGAGCCGGUAGAGGUGGACUCAUCCCCACCAGACAGCCCUGCCUCUAACCCACAGUCACCACAGAACAAGGAGAAGGAGAUCACCUCCAAGCCUGUCAUCAUUUCUACACCUACUCCAACCAUCGUGCGGCCCGGCUCGCUGCCCCUCCACUUGGCUUACGACCCGCUCCACCCUACGCUGCCUUCCCCAACCUCUGUCAUCACCCAGGCUCCCCCUUCCAACAGACAGCUCGGGUCUCCCACAGGAUCCCUGCCCCUUGUCGUGCAGCUUGCAAAUGGACAGACCAUGCCCGUGCUCCCAGGCCCUCCCGUGCAGAUGCCUUCUGUUAUAUCGCUGGCUCGGCCGAUGUCCAUGGUGCCAAACAUUCCCGGGAUUCCUGGGCCGCCCAUCAACAGCAGCGGGUCCAUUUCCCCGUCAGGACUUCCAGUGCACUCAGAAGCCAAAAUGAGGCUGAAGGCCAGCUUGGCGGCGUCUUCCUCACUGAACGGCAGCAACCUGGUGGUGGGCUCAGCCAGCACGAUGGUGACCGCACGUCCGGAGCAGAGUCAGAUCCUUGUCCAGCACCCUGAUGCCCCUUCCCCAGCUCAACCACAGGUUUCCCCAGCCCAGCCCACCCCCAGCACCGGCGGGCGGCGGAGGCGCACUGUGGAUGAAGACCCGGAUGAGCGCCGGCAGCGGUUCCUGGAGCGGAACCGGGCAGCAGCCUCCCGCUGCCGUCAGAAACGCAAGCUCUGGGUGUCCUCCCUGGAGAAGAAAGCUGAGGAGCUCACGACCCAGAACAUCCAGCUGAGCAAUGAAGUUACGCUACUGAGGAACGAAGUUGCUCAACUCAAGCAGCUCCUGCUGGCUCACAAGGACUGCCCCGUCACUGCACUACAGAAGAAGACACAGGGCUAUCUUGAAAGCCCAAAGGAGAGCUCGGAGCCCACGGGCUCCCCUGCUCCCGUGAUCCAGCACAGCUCCGUGACGGGCUCUCCCAACGGGCUCAGCGUGCGCUCGGCAGCAGAAGCCGUUGCCACCUCGGUGCUGACGCAGAUGGCGAGUCAAAGGACAGAACUGAGCCUGCCGGUCCCGUCACACGUCAUCAUGGCCCCACAGUCCCAGUCUGCUGGCAGAUGAUGUCCCAGCCUGGGGCGUGUGACACGGAGCUCCCCGCCGACA
This is a messenger RNA of Pezoporus flaviventris, 1766 nucleotides long. It is a transcript of the gene ATF7, whose product is annotated as activating transcription factor 7. Gene Ontology annotation, biological process: regulation of transcription by RNA polymerase II. Bases 378 to 1724 code for a protein of 448 amino acids. NCBI's taxonomy places the organism in Eukaryota, Metazoa, Chordata, Aves, Psittaciformes, Psittacidae. The record is from RefSeq and is a predicted model, not a curated record. The transcript is spliced from 12 exons. Gene Ontology annotation, molecular function: DNA-binding transcription factor activity, RNA polymerase II-specific; cAMP response element binding.